GUCACGAACACAGCAGAAAAACGGCCGUCGUCUACACACGUGUGUGAGUCGGAAAAUCUCUAGCAGGGAACACGGCCAGAGAUCAAAGAGCCGGAGAUGCCGCCCAAAAGAAGAAAAUUCGAGUCCACGUUUCCAGCGGCUCGCAUAAAGAAGAUCAUGCAACUGGAUGAUGACGUUGGACGUGUGGCAUCUUCUGUACCUGUCGUCAUCUCUCGAGCUGUCGAGAUAUUCUUGCAGGCUCUUCUCACUAGAGGAGCCGAUUAUGCCGCCACCAGAAACGCCAAAACACUCACUGUUGGACACCUUAAACACUGUAUAGAGCAGGAGAAGCAGUGGGACUUUCUGCGAGAGCUUACGGCCAAGAUUUCCGACGUGACGGCUCAGGAAGACAGCGAGGAGGCCACUGGCCCCAAGAGGGGAAGAAAGCGAAAGGGGAGUCCCCUGCCCGGCUCAUCGUCAGCAUCGGGAGCUGGCAGAGGGAGGAGGAAGCAGAAGGCGACGACAGCGAAGGCAGCAGUGACCGAUGCAGACGAAGCCUCUGGCAGUAGUGAGGAGGGCACGUCUGCUGCACACGUGGCCAGUCGUGGAAUGUUCAGUGAUUACUUCAACAAGGCCUCUUCCUCCUCUCGGAGCAGCUCCGUUGCCAGUGCAUCGCCAUCGGUGGGUCAAAACAGCAGACAGCAAGCUCAAGCCUCCACCUCUUCGACACCCCACCCUCCGACUGCAGCACCACUGUCCCUCCUCUCUCUCCCCUCCUCCUCCCACCUUCCCUCCCUCACACCCUCCUCGGACUCUGCGACCCCUGCCAACGUUGACCUCCCGGCCAUGACUGCAGGUCUUCAUCGACAUUUACCCGGGGCCAGGCCAGCCAACGAAGAGGAAGAGGAGGAAGACUAUGACGAUGAAUAGCAGUCCACUCUCCCCUUGUUAUAUAGGAGUCAUUUCUGGUGUCACGUUUUGUCAUUUUUGUCGUAUUUUUGCCUCUGUGAAAACAUGAGCACCACUAUUGUGUACACACUGUUUUGGCAAUAUUGAGAAAUGAAGUGUUUUGAGUCGAUUUUUGAGUCAAUAAUGUGCAUGUGUGUUAGCGCUUACAAAUAAUUAUAGAAACUGUGAUAUUGUGCGGAUUUGAACAUUUCACACAUGACGUGAUAGAAACCAUGAGGGGGAGCGAGGGGAGUUCACGUCAACUGUCCACCACUCUUCUCCUCACAGCAUCCCCUGUGCCUCCUCCAUCUCCAGUCCUCUCUCCCUCCUCAAGGUCAGAUUCCAGACUCCUGCAAUCAUCAGAAUAGCACGCACCACAUCAAGCACAACACAGUGUGUAGUGCACUACAAACCCCGGGACGGGACAAACUUUUAUACAACGGCGUCCUAUCUUUUUCACAGAAUUGAGGGAGAGAAAAACGACACACCUUGAAAUAUGGGACUGAACAAAUGGUUAUCGCUGCAGCUGCUAGUCUACAUAUUACCUGAGAGUGUGUAGAAUGUUGUGCAGACCUCCACCACCACCACCAGCUGCUGUGUCUCCCUCUGUGUCUGUAUCACCUGCCACACUGCUCAUCUCCGACUGGACCGACCCUGCUAUCUGACUCGACGUUGUCACAUCCUCCACCCCUACUCCGGUGCUCUCGGAGAGCUCGGAUGGAGUGGGCGUGGCUCUCUCGUCCCCUGCCCCACCCCCGACACCCCGGGGUGUGUACGGCGGUAACCCUGAUAUCGGAGUACCGCUGCUUCCCCCGGAGUGAGGUGGUCGAGGGAUCACCACUGGUCUUCUGUGGACUCCAGCAUUGGCCACACUCGUACCUCCCCCUCCUCCGGCUCCUCCUGGCAGCUGGGUCUGUACCCGUACUCCGGUUCCGGAACCAACCACGCCCCCUCCUCCCUG
Messenger RNA from Geodia barretti, 1888 nucleotides. The record is from the annotation of a GenBank genome assembly. NCBI's taxonomy places the organism in Eukaryota, Metazoa, Porifera, Demospongiae, Tetractinellida, Geodiidae.